AUGGGUAUCGUUGCUUCCAAGGCAGAUCACAACACUCCUUUGCUGAAUCUGUGUAAAGAGAGGAAGGAACUGAUCAGAGCAGCUAGAGAUGCCCGUUACCACUUAGCUAAAUCUCAUCUUCUUUACUUUCAAUCUCUUUUGGAUUUCACUAACGCUCUGAAUCAGUUUGUGCACAAGGACUUGAUCGUGAUUCCACAUUCGGAUGACGAUUCGUCUAGCGAGUUGGUGUGUUCUGGUUCAUCAGAUUCAGAUUCGGAGUCUGAUUCAGACUCUAAUUCUCAUUGUUUAGCAUGUGAUGAAUCUCAAGCAGUUCCGUUGAGCAAGGAUGAUGAUCAAAACCCGCAAAAACCCUCGUCUGGAGAGCAGGCUUGCGGCUCAAGUAACAAUGUUCAGGAGGGUAUAGAGAAGUCAAGUGAAGGUGUAGGGUUAGUGGAGAAAGUGCCCGUGAUUGCUCCGGUUGAAGAUGAGAAGAGAAACAGUUUCCAUGGUCACGAUCUAUUCGGUUUGUACGAUUUCUUGGCUAACACGGAGCUGGUUUAUACUGAACCGGAUCAGAGGUAUGAGACUGAGAGUGAUGUAUGGAGAGAGAUUAGGGAGAGAGAAGGGAUCCCUGAUUUGGAAUCUGAUAGUGAUCACAACGGUCUUGUAAGGAAGAAGAAUGUUCAAGAAAGCUCUUCAACGGGUAAAGACGCAGGGGAAGUUGACAAGAGGGAAGUGAAUAUUAGUGAUGAAGAAAACUCUUCAACUGCUAACGUUGUAGGUGAAGUUGAUAAGAGUGAUACUGAAGCAAACACUAGUAAUGGCAAGGCUGAUGAUGUCGAUGAAACGUGCACGGAAGAGAAGCAAACAAGUCCAGAGACUGCUACUGAAGUGACAAGAUCAGUCGAGGAGCUUAGUGACGAAGCAUAUGAGUCUAGUUCUUCUUCUUCUUCUUUUUGUUCAGGUUCGGGUCAUACUGAUCUCAGGAACGUAGUAGAAAAGAUCAAUAGUAUAAGCAAGAAAGCUGCGAGUAGCAGUGAAGUCUCUGAUCUGUUUGAAGUGAGUAAAGUCAUUCCUCAUCAACCAUUAGGAUCCCAAUUCAAGGAACUUGCUUCAAGAUUACUCGGUAGUUCCAAGAGCUCGACUCGUGCUUUGCUCUUAAGACAUGGCUUGCCCCAAGAUAACCUCGCCGUUUCGCUUUCCAUGACACUAGAGAAGCUUUACGUGUGGGAAAAGAAACUUCACGCAGAAGUUACCGCCGAAGAAAAGCUUAGGGUUUUGUACGAAAAAGGGUACAGUUUUCUAAAGAGCCUUGAUCAGAGUGGAGCAGAACCGAGCGAGAUUUACGAGGCCGAAGCUGAGGUUAAGCUUCAUUUAUCCAAGGUUAAUGUUUCGGUUCGAGCGGUUGAGACAGUUUCAAUGAGGAUUCAUAAGAUAAGAGACGGAGAGCUUUCGUUUCAGGUGAAUAAGAUCAUCAAUGUGUUCAAAGAGAUGUGGAGAUUCUUGGCGAAAUGUCACCAUAAGCAGUUUCAAGCGAUCACGAGAAGCAAGUCUUGCGUUCACGUGGUUGAAAAAGGAUCUAGGAAAGUGACGCAGAAGGUCGAAGAACAGAUGAGAAGAUUUAAAGAGUCUUUGCGAAGCUACAUUGAUGCACACAGAGGUUUCGUUAGGUUCUUAAACGAGUGGCUUAACCGAAACAUCAUGGAGGAGGACGACCAAACAAAGACAGAAGCUCCUGAGAUAUUUAGGGUAUGUAGCGAGUGGCUAAGAGAGAUUGUGAAUGUAGAUGAAGUCAAAGUGUUGAGUGCUGUUGAAGAAAUGGAGUUGAGAUUUCGAGGCUUAGGGUUUAAGCAAUUAGAGGAGGAGAAAAUGAGGUUGAGAACAGAGAGGUUGUGUAAGGAGCUGGAAACGAAGACGAAGGAAGUGGAGGAGAGUUGGGGAGCGCAGGCUGAGGAGGUGAUGGGACCGGAACUGCUGUCGUUGAGAGAGAGUGCGACUCACGAAACAGAAAAGCAUGAGGGAUUGAUCAGAGAGAUUAACGACGCUGUUUCAAUGACUUUGCAAGAGUGUUUGGUUCAUGUCUUCGAGGCCUUGGAGCGUUUUUGUUUUGGUAAUUUUAAGGCAUAUCAGAACAUUAGAAUCGUUUCGACAGAAACAGAAACUAUGUUAUUGUGUUAA
Messenger RNA from Brassica oleracea var. oleracea, 2157 nucleotides. RefSeq lists its product as uncharacterized. The transcript is spliced from 2 exons. The record is from RefSeq and is a predicted model, not a curated record. Lineage: Eukaryota; Viridiplantae; Streptophyta; Magnoliopsida; Brassicales; Brassicaceae. The coding region runs from base 1 to 2157 and encodes 718 amino acids.